Messenger RNA from Periconia digitata, 7200 nucleotides. The record is from the annotation of a GenBank genome assembly. NCBI's taxonomy places the organism in Eukaryota, Fungi, Ascomycota, Dothideomycetes, Pleosporales, Periconiaceae.
CCGCAAUCCACACUACUCCACAUCUUAGUCCCAGCUUCCAGCAGACCUCCAACAUGUCUGUGGAGAGGGAGAGCUCUCGAGAUAGAGAGCUAGUUCGACACUCACAUUCUUUCUCGUCGGCAGACGGCAAGAUACUGAUCCCAAUGUGGGACAGUUCAGACCCGGAUCGUGCGCCGCCGCCUCUUCCGCUCAAUCCAGGGUCGCCAGUCUUGACCACUCGCCCUGGCACCUCGUCGGCCAUAGCCAACGCUGCAAGAGCAUUGGAAGAGAAGGCGCGCGAAAGCAUGCCUACGAGCUCAUACACUACUAACCCCCUGCCACAGAGAUCUCCGGAGCGUUCCCUGAUCAAAGGCGCCCACCACAAGCGCAUGCAGUCACUGCAGACAUCAGGCCUUCGAGACUUGCGUAGUUACCUCGACACACAUCGUUCCCCAGAGCGCCCAGAACGCUCGACAGAACGACCGAAGACACGGUCAGGAACACCUCCACGCGAGUCUGAACACGACUACUUCGGCGUAGAUGCUGCACCUUCCAUCUCAUCUCCUGAUGUCCUCAAAGAAAUUCCCCCGCUUCGACCCUCCGCUCGCCUCACCCAUAAAUCCAUUCUCGGCGAAAACACUCCUCCAUCCGCCACUAUGAUGGCCCUGCAGAACAUGACCAUCCCGCCUCACAUGCUCGAUCCCCCCACCCACAGCGUGAAUAGCACUCCCUCCAAAUCAUCCCCACCUCCACUAGCGCCGUCACCGGCCGUCACCUCUGCUGAGCCUUCGGAUGCUAUAUCAACCCAAUUGCUCAGUAUCACCAACAUUGUCUCCAGUCUGCAAAAGGACAUGUCGCAAUUGAGCCGCCGCAGCAAGGACAACGCAAUGGAUCUGCACGGCCUCAAAGAAGCUACAAAUCAGCGUGACGAGGACAUUCGAAAGUCUCUCAAGGACCUUGUAUGCUCCAUGGGCCAGACGCAACAUGCUAUAAGUGGCCCUGCAGAGUUCUCCCGAUCCGGAAGCAGCCUGGGUGCCAAAGACCCUUUCAUGACCCCCACGAAACCUUUCGCUAUGCCUCCGAGAGCUGGAUCUCCUGGUUUCAUCAUGGAAGAUAGAAUAGGUAGCCCGAAUCCAUACUCUGUGGAAGGUGCUGCGAGUGUUGCCAUGCUUGAGAAGAUUAUUCGCGAGAUGGUGACCAAGGACGGCCAGGACCGACUCGUCAAUGCCUUGGAAAAGAUUGUCGAUCGCGCAACCGGGGAGACAGCGAAAAAGGUUACUGAGAUGGUAGAGUUCGUCAAGCAAAGUUCUACGAACAAUAACGCCGCCAACGCCUCACAGUCGUCUCCAAAUGGUGCAGGCCCGCUCACUCGCACUGUCAGCGAGGGGGUCUCACUGCACAAGGUCUCGGAAAGCGGGAAACCAUACAGCAGCCCCAAGGCUGCUGAUUUUGUCAGCGAGGAAAUGCUCAAAUUUCUUCGCAAAAUCAAAGAUAGUGUAGCCGAGGCCGGUGGUGUCACUAUGAGCAACAAGGCCUUGAUCCAGGACCUUCGUGGCGAAGUCCUAGGGAUGGGCCGAGAACUGGCUCGUAAGAUCGAGGAGGCAAUGAUGGAGAGAUCUGAACAGCCUGCUCUCGAAUCUGGUCGACCUAACGAGGAGGUAGGGCAAAUCGUUCAGGCCGGUCUAGAAGACCUCAAGGAGCACAUGGAUCGGGUCAUGCGCGACCGGAGGCGGCAGUCAAUGUCUUCAGUGACAACUCGCAACACAGUUGAUAGCAACGAAGUUUACGACGUCGUCAAGCAUGCUCUUGCUGAACGCGGCCUCGAUAAAUACUCCCCGGACGCAGCAUCCUUAGACAAGGAGGCCAUUGUUUCGGCAGUCAAGGUCGCUUUUGAAGAAUAUCAGCCCAAUAUUGAAAUUCAGACGAUCGGACUGAAAAACGAAGAAGUUCUUGAUUGUCUUCGUGAGGGACUGCAGGACUAUCAAGCCAACAAUGGAGUUUCUAGAGAGCACAUCGAACAAACCAUCCAAGAGUCAUUGCGACAUGUUCAGCUACCUGCGCCGGUCAACGAAGCCCACGAAAUGCGCGAUGAAGUUCUUUUCGCGGUUCGAGAAUGUCUAGAGGAUUUCAAACCUUCUCUUGUGUCUCAACAAUCCUCAUCAGAAGGUGUCUCUCGAGAACUCAUUCUUGAUGCCAUGAAGCAAGCUCUCGCCGAACAUCAGCCCGAAGGCCAGACUCUGGACAUUCCACCGGAGGCUCUGUACGAUGCUGUUAAAGUCGGCUUGGAAUCAUCCCGCGCUUUAUCUGCCCCUACCAACGAUGAGCCCGCAAUGCAACAUCUCCAAUCUCUAGUACAAGAGAUGCAUUCCGAAUUCAAAACAUCUUCUGGAAAAGGAAACGACACGGAACAAGUGCUUGAGGCUCUCCGUGAGGGAUUAGACAAUCUUCGAUCCCAAAUUGACGGCUACGUCGACAAAGCCCAGGACACCACACACAAGGACGAAAUUCUGGACAACCUCCACGCAGAACUUGGUCAGCUUCGGAUCGAUGUUCAAGGUUAUGUAGCCGAAGGCUUGCGUGGGGACCAAGAAUUCAAGCAAGAAGACUUGAUCACAUAUAUAAAGUCUGAGUUUGAGCAUCUCUUAGAGGAGAUGGCGAAGCAGAAGGUUCCCACCAACGACGACAAGGAAGAGAUCCUCCAGGCUUUGAACGCUGGGUUUGGUGGCAUGAACUCUCAAGUCGUUACCCGUAACAUGGAUCCGGGGUCGAACGAGGAAUUCGAUGCGGUCAUGAAGGAGGAGCUUGAGUUACUCAAGGACAGCCUUCUAGCCGACCACUCAACACACAAGGGCGAAGUAAUUGAGAAGUUGCAAAACGGCUUCGACGGUCUACAUGUGCUAUUCCAAGAGCAUGCCAAUACUUCGUCUGGCACCAACGAUGAAGUACUCGUUGCCAUGAAAGAGGAAUUCGAGCAUCUCCGUGAAACGCUCGCCGGUGGCCUUAUACGAUCCGGCGGCCCGGCAGACAAGGAGGAUAUUAUCGAUGCUGUACGUGAGAUAAGAGACGGUCUCCGCGUUGACCAAGAAACUACAGCCAAAGAAUCACUGGCCGCCUUCCAACAAGACCUUGACAACCUGAAAGAGUCGUUUGGAAGUAGUCUUGUCAAAGCAGAAGAUCCCGCGGAGAAGGCCGACAUACUUGACGCUAUCAAAGCCGCCCUGGAGGAACUUAAAGCUGGCUCUGCCUCUGGAAAUGUUAAUGCCGAGCUGCUUGAAGCCUUCCGGGGCGAAUUCCGCAUUUCGACAGCACAAAUCCAGCAGCGUACGCACGACGAAUCCGUAGAGAUGCUAGAUCAAAUUCGCUUGAACGUUGAUGAUCUUCGGUCGCAUUUGGAGAAGAAGCUUGACAACCCUGAUCGACAGAUGUCAGCCACCAACGACAUUCUGGAUGUACUCAAUGAAGGUUUAGAGGGGCUGAGAACAGAUGUCGACAAGGCCGUCAACAAGCCUGUGGACAUGACUGUCUCCUAUGAGAUUCUGGACACGCUCAAGUCCGGACUGGGAGAGCUACGGGAAGAUAUUGAGAAGCUCAAAGCUGCCUCCAGGACCAAUGAAGAUGGAGAAACGCCGGUAACGACCGGCAAUGAAGUCGUGCUCGCAGAGGAUCCCGAACAAGCUCAACCUGAUACAACUAGCCGUGAGAUAGUCCCCGACUCUGACUCCGACUCUUUGCGACGCAAUGAUCUCGAAAAAAUGGAAGUCAUACUCGCACAGCUACAGAUCAAAGUAGAAGCUAUGGAUGCCAACAUUCAGAAUCCCUCGACCCCUGAGCCUAUUGCAGCUCCAGGUACAGCAAUGAAGGAUGAUCUCACUGGUAUGGCAUUGAAAGAUGAUCUUGUCAGCAUCGAGGAGCUCCUCAAAGACGUCCAUGCUGCUGUUCUGGUAUUACAGGAUCAGCAAACCCCCGCACCUCCUGCCGAGGGACUUGCGUCCAAAGAAGACACCGAUGCUAUCGAGACAUUGCUUGAUAACAUGAGAGCCAAACUCGAAGAGCUCCCACUUCCCGAUCCAGCAACCAGUGCGACCAAGGAGCAUUUGGAGGAGGUCGAGCUGGCAGUUCGAUCCACGUCGGAAGCCAUCGAAACCCUGGCUAAAAAGAUUGAGGAGGAAGGAGCUUCGAAGGCAGACGUCACGGUAGUACAGGUGAUUGCUGAUGAUAUCAAGACUGCUUUAGAUGAGAUGAAAUCAUCAAAGUCUGAAGAAGACGACAACCCGCAAGCCAGCAAGGCCGACGUUGAUGCCCUGUCACUACUUGUUGAUGAUCUUAAAAUCAAGCUCGAUGAACUGAAGAUCUCCGACCCCGAACAACUUCCAACGAAGACUGAUUUCGACCAACUCAAUGACUGUGUCAACGACUUGAAGGAACGAUACGAGGACGACAUCGCAGUGACGGCCAAGAGUUUCGAUGACCGGCGAAACGAAGCAAAAGGCUUGUCUGAGGAUUUGGGCGAGGUCAAGACUACUCUAGAUGAGGUAAAGGAGCACAUCGUUGCUUCCCUCACUGAGGGUGGGUCACUCGAUGGACUGAAAGACUCUUUCAAAGCAAUGGAAGAUAAUGUCAUCACGAACUUCAACAUCACCCCUGACAUAAAGGAGUUGAUGGAGACUGUUGCACGCGAGUUCGAACGUGCCCAUGGAUCAAUUGCGGACCUUCAAGUCAACCAAGUCGAGAAGACCAGCGAAGCGAAAGAUGCCAUCAUUGCGAGCUUUACAGAGAAGAUCGAUGAGCGCUUCGACACCCUGAUGGCCAAAUACGACGAUGCUCAACUUCUUGCUGAUGAGCAGGCCAAGGUAAUGAAAGAGAAGGCGGAAUCGCAGGAGAAGAUCCUCGAAGAAGCCAAGACCAUGGCCGACGAACUUCGUCUUACCAUCGACACCCUGGGCAGCUCCAUCACCAACAUGAACGACAAAUUUGAGGAAACAACUCAGAAGUGGUCGACGGAUUCUUCAACAGUCUUCACCAAAGUAGACGAGGCAUUGGUGAAGCUUGAGGACCAGAAGCUUGAAGACAAGACGGAGCAUUCGCACACUCGCGAUGAAAUCAAGAACAUCGAACGCAUCUUUAUCGGUCUCCAGGAUAAUGUCACUGAAUAUCACCCCAAAUUCAUGGUUGCGCUUCGGGAGAUCGAGGCAUUAGUCAAGGCGCAUUACGAUCACGCCCAGAAGAUGAAAGAUGAUGCGGAAGAGCAUGCUCGAGCAAUGAACGAGGACGCCAAAUCUCGCGCUGAAGAACUCCAGAAACACUUUUCAUCUCUACCAGCGCUUCUCCCCGCGCCUGCACCGACCAUCGAAAUGCCCGAGAAGUACGAUGACGCUCAGGUACAAGAGAAGCUCGAUAGACUGCUGGGUCACGUUGAUGAAGCCGACAAGGCUGCGGAUCAAGUGGAGCGUCUGGACGAGAUUCACGCUCAAGUCAAAGCGACCGCCACUGAAGUUAGUGAAUUCGUCGCCAAACAAACUCAAUUCAUCACAGAUGGCAACGAGACGAAAGAGCGAGAGGCCGAGGAGCUCGCUCUCUUGGUCGAGCGCAGAUCAACCCAAAAGGAAUCGCUCGAAGCUGACAUUGAAGCUCUAAAGGCGGAGAAACAGCAAGUAAUGCAGGAGCUCAAGGAAGAAAAGGAACGUGCCAUGGCUGAAUUGAAAGAAGAGAAAGAACGUACUAUCCAGGAAGUCAAAGAAGAAAAGGACUCCCUUCUUGCUGUGGUGGCUACCCUACAAGCUGAGCGGGAAAACCUCGCUAGCCAGAAGAUCCGUCUUACCGGUCAAGUCUCCUCUCUGCACACCGCACUUGAUAUUCGACGAGAGGAACUUCACAUGAUGGAUGCCAAAGCCGACGCUCUCGAACGCCGCAUUGUCAAUGGUUUGAUGGACCACUCCCGCGCACUCAUGAUUGCGAAGGAUGGACGAAAGAGCCCCAUCAAACAGAAAAAGCGUAUGAGCGUGGAUGUUCCCGCCGAUACAAGCAAGCUGAUGCCUCCUCCAAGUGCGGUAGCCAACGGAUUGUCUCUCGCCCUGAAGCCUCGACCAGCUAUUCGUCGUAACGGCCCACCAAAUCCUGCCAGUCGUCGUAUCCAUUCUUUGAGCCAAAUCAGCGGCAAUGCUCCUACCGGGGCUCAGGCUUAUCCCGUGACCAACAUCAGUCUGUCUAAUGCUGGACUCAAACGAAGCCAAUCAGUUCGAACGAACAAUCUUCGCAAAGGUUCCUGGGGACCUACUGCGACGAUUGCGAACAAAGAGAACGAGAUUUUGAGUGAAGAGGAUGAGGCUGCCACUGAGCGAGGCACCCCUACCCACGCUGAUCUCAUCAUCGAGGAAAACAACGACGAUAUUGGAAGCCAGACAGGAACCGAACGCCGCCAUAGUCUUGAUGCAACAUCCUACACUGACGGCGAAACUCCUGGUUACGACAGUCGAUCGGAAUACGGCGGCACUGAUAGCAUGUACUCUGGCUCCUCUUACUUCACCAACAGCGACGGCGACCGCCGCACAUCUUUUAACUCGAUGGCACACUCGGCCGUACACGACACCGCCGAGAGUAUCGACGAGGAAAGUGAGGACGAGAUAUCCGAGCUCGACCAAUCCGACGCUGAAGAUGACGAUCCCACCGCCACGAUCGAUAAAACCGAUUUCGCUGCUCCUUCCGAGAUCACUGCAUCCGAAGUAACUGGCUCUGAACUUUCUACCACCACUGCUGGUAGCGACGAUGGACCAUUGCAUACGCAGUCCGAGAUCAACCGCGCUGUCGAGGAAGUCAUCGCCGAAGAGCUCAAAGAUGGCAAAUUCGCCCUGCCCAGCGAUUCCGGCGUCGGCACAGAUUUGCCCACCGCGGACCUUGGGAAUCAGAGCGAUGUGGACGCUGAUUACUUCAGGCGCGCGGCAGAGGAGGAGAGUACGGUUGGGUGAGUUUGAGACGCGGAGUGUGAUGUUUUGGUGCUUUUUUCCAUGGUUGUUCGAAAAAAGAAUGAUUUAUUCUCUUCUUUUGUACCAUUGUUCCCGAUCGGUCACCCACGUUCAAUGUCGGGCUAGGGGGUUCACGAGGGCAAUAAUGGAUGGUUUUGCUAUUGCUGGAAUAUGGGGUGAAGGGUUCCUUCGCUGAGAGAGAUGAUCGAUGAGGUGGAAGAAUAACAUUGGUGGUGUUUACCGAGUUUGCUCGGUAAGAACU